AUGACCAGGGUAUCUGCUUGUAGCUACGGGCUGGCCCUUCAAUUCAAGCUACACAGCAAGCUCCACCUCUCAGUGGGCGGCGGUGCCAUCACUUCCCCACCCCCACACCGCGCCGGUCGCCCCGGUGGUCUAGUGGGCAGCCUCGCAGCCUGCUAAGGGCCAGGUCAUGGAUUCGAGUCCCGCCAAAGUGAGUUUUUUCUCGUUUAUUAAAUCCUGGUCUCCGUUGUUGGCAGGGACGCGCUGUAAAGAAAGCUCGUUGUUCGCAAACUUGAUCGACUUCGUAAGUCGCGAGGGAAGGGAUUACCGUACCCUUCUAGCGAUAAAAAUAUCUCAGGCGGGAACUGCAGGAUCCACACGUGGCCGAUCGGCUACCCCCCCAAAACCCUCUAGCAACAUUUAUUCCCUCUAGAGGGAAUAAUUGAGUCGUAGAGGGUUAAGAACGCUCGAAAGGGUUUAUUACUGUAAAUUUUCGAAUUCCCUCUAGUAGUGUGGAGAACACCUUCAUAAAGGUUGAAACUCCCCAACGUCUACCGAGGACGAAAACCUCUUUUUCCACAAUGGCGUCGACGAAAAGAUGUCAAGUGUCUGCUUUUGGUUGCAAGAGACACGGGUUCAAAACCCGCUGCUCACCCAAUUUUCUUCCGGAGUACGGAAAAAUGAGAUCAAAAACGGUGGGUGGGCCAAGAAACGAUGCACUGUCUAUCGAACUCGAAACUUCUGGCAAUGCAUGGCGGAAGUGGUGUACCCGCACACACGCACAGAAGAUUGUUGGAAAAAAGAUGGUUCUACUCGCCACCAGCCGGUCGGGUUCCGGUUACCCCAAG
This is a messenger RNA of Ectocarpus sp. CCAP 1310/34, 824 nucleotides long. The record is from the annotation of a GenBank genome assembly. NCBI's taxonomy places the organism in Eukaryota, Phaeophyceae, Ectocarpales, Ectocarpaceae.